AUGGAAGCAGCAAAACAAUCCUACGUAUCAAGGCCAGCACCUAUUCAAACUGUGAGACUUAGAAUACACCAUAAAGGGGAUUUGAUAACUCAUCCCAUUACACUGUAUGUUGGUGAGACUUUGACUGAAAUGGAUUGGGAUUGGGAUGUAGAUUAUCUGUCUUAUAUGGAGGUUGAAAAAAUGAUAAAAGAUGUGGGUUACACAAAUGUUAAAGGGUUUAAGGUAGUUGAUAUAUAUGUUGAACACGAUGUUGAUAUACCUGAUGUCAUAGAGAGUGAUGAAGAGGCUGAUAUGAAUGAGGCAGCUGAUUUGAAUAUGGAGAGUGAGGCAGUUAAUGUGAAUGUGGAGAGUGAAGCAGCUAAUGUGAAUGUGGAGAGUGGUGCAGCUAAUUUGAAUGUGGAGAGUGAGACAGCUAAUUUGAAUGAGGAGAGUGAGGCAGCUAAUGUGAAUGUGGAAAGUGAGGAUGCAACAAAUGAUGUCAAUGGGGCUGAUGUGAAUUUGAAUGAGGAUGCAACAACUGAUGUCAAUGGGGCUGAUGUGAAUUUGAAUGAGGAUGCAACAACUGAUGUUAAUGGGGCUGAUGUGAAUGUGGAGAAUGAAGGAGAUGACAGUGAAACUGAUCCGGAUUAUGAGGAAAGUGCUGAAGUUGAUGAUGAAAGUGAUACAUACGAUGGUGAAAGUGAGGAAGUUGAUGAUGAAAGUGAGGAAGGUGAUGAUGAAAGUGUUAUGGAUUGGGCAACAAUUUUUCCCAAUGCACAGUGUGGUGAAAGCUCUUCCAAACAUGUUAUUCCAGAUGAGGAUGAUUGUGAUUCGGAUGAACUGCACACCCCUCCAGAAAGUGAUGUUGAAGAUGAGAUGCCAAAGUUUCCAGUUUUUAAAGAUACCACUAAAUUUGAGUUAGGCAUGAAGUUCAAAGACAAAUUGCAAAUUAGAGAUGCUAUGAAGGAAUAUGCAAUGGAACAAAAGAAAAACGCUGUCAUAACCAAGAAUGAUAAGAAGAGAGUAGUGGUAAGAUGCAUGGAUGGCUGCCCCUUUUAUAUACGGUUUAGCAUGAGGACUGGAAAUAUAUUCUGGCAACUUAUAAGUUUAACUGAAACACAUAGCUUCCAAAGGACACCCAAGAAUAGACAAGCAACUACUGAAUGGUUAGGUCGCAAAUUUAUGUAUAUGUUGAGACACAGUCCCGAGAUGAGAUGUAAAGGCCUGAUUGCAGAAGCCCUUCAAAAAUGGGGUGUUAAGUUGUCAAAAGACCAAGCUUACAGGGCUAAGAGAAAGGCAUUAGAGUUGAUUCAAGGAGCUGGUCGUGAACAAUUCUCACAUUUGAGGACCUAUGCUAAUGAAUUGCUUAAGUCUAAUCCAAACUCUACAGUUAAGAUUCAGUGUUCAGAUUCAAAUGGUGGUCCUACAUUUGAGAGAAUUUAUGUAUGCAUGGAAGCAUGUAAGGCGGCCUUUGUCACAACUUGUAGACCCUCAAUUGGGUUGGAUGCAUGCUUUUUAAAGGGGGAUUUUGGAGGUCAGUUGAUAGCUGUUGUUGGAAAGGAUGGAAAUAACAAGAUUAUGCCUAUAGCAUAUGCAGUUGUGGAAGCCGAAACCAAAGACUCUUGGAAAUGGUUCCUGCAUUUGUUGCUCGAUGAUUUACAACAAAUCCAAGACAAGGCCUACGGAUUUAUAUCAGACCAGCAGAAGGGAUUAGUACCGGCUAUUCUGGAGACAAGCCAAAAUGUCGAACAUCGACUAUGUGUCAAACACUUGUAUGGCAAUUGGAGAAAGAAAUACCCGGGGAUAGAGCUAAAGGAGGCUUUAUGGAGGGCUGCCAGAGCAACAACAUUACCUGGAUGGGAGAGGGCAAUGAUCCAUAUGAAAGAACUUAAUCCAAAGGCUUGGAAAGACAUGAUGGCAGUUCCUGCUUGUAAUACCCGGGCACAUUUUAAGCUAGAUACACAAUGCGACUUACAAGUCAAUAACAUGUGCGAAGCCUUCAAUAGAGCAAUAUUGGAGUAUCGAGAUAAACCGAUUAUUACAUUGCUGGAAGGAAUCAAGCACUACUUAACAAUGCGGAUUGCUACACAAAAAGAUGCUUUGUCUAAAUGCAAAGGAAUUAUAAGUCCAAACAUCCAAAAGGUCUUAGAGAAAUCAAAAAGGGAAGCUGGUGGAUGGAGUGCAACUUGGCAUUCUGAUGAUGAUUUUGCCAUUUUUGGGGUAUCAAAUGGUAUUGACGCGUAUGUUGUGAAUCUGCUUCAAAAGAAAUGCUCAUGUAGGAAGUGGGAAUUAACAGGGAUAACUUGUUGUCAUGCUAUUGCUUGCAUUUGGUAUAACAAAAAAGCGCCCGAGGAUUAUGUUUCUUCGUAUUACAGGAGAUCUACUGUGCUUGCUACAUACAGUCACAUAAUAUUGCCAACAAAUGGGCCACAACUAUGGCCAAUUAGUGGAGACACUGCCAUUAACCCACCUGUCAUGAGGAGAGCUAUUGGACGCCCUAAAAAGAAUCGAAACAAGGCUAAUGAUGAGCCUCGAAGCACAAACACGUUGCCAAGAACUCUUCAAACUGUGAAAUGCAAAAAAUGUGGAAAUAUGGGACAUAACAAAAGAACUUGCAAAGGUAAGAGAGCAGCUGACAGAUCCAUUCCUAAGGGUGGCAACAAGAAGGCAAAAAAGAAGGAAACAAAGAAUGUUGAGCAAACUGUCAUAGAAGGAGGCUCGCAAGCACCAAGACCAACUCAAGAAUAG
Vicia villosa (hairy vetch) is the source of this 2727-nucleotide messenger RNA. RefSeq lists its product as uncharacterized. The coding region runs from base 1 to 2727 and encodes 908 amino acids. NCBI's taxonomy places the organism in Eukaryota, Viridiplantae, Streptophyta, Magnoliopsida, Fabales, Fabaceae. The record is from RefSeq and is a predicted model, not a curated record. Gene Ontology annotation, molecular function: zinc ion binding; nucleic acid binding. The transcript has 6 exons.